AUGAGCUCUUCCCUUACAAAGAUCAAACAAGGGCCCGACGAGCCUUUUUCAGACUUUAUCCAUCACUUUCUAACAGCAGCAGAUGCAGCAGCUGGUAGGAGUCAAGGAGGAAGCCAGCAGGCAGGCAUCAGACCCCUGGUGAAGCCAAGUGGGACUGCUGGAGUGUGGAGUGUGCAUUCUUGCACACAGAUCAGGCGUCGGGCUCUGUUGCAGUUCUGUAAUAUGAUCCAGUGCACCAUCCCUGGGAGUCAUCCCUUGAUGGAUUACAACGACUAUGGCUGCUUCUGUGGCUUUGGAGGCUCAAACACUCCAGUGGAUGAGUUAGACGGGUGCUGCCAGAUGCACGACAACUGCUAUGGUCAGGCCCAGGAUCUGGAAAGCUGCAGAUUCCUAGACAACCCCUACACCACCUCCUACUCAUACUCCUGCUCCGGGAAUGAGGUCAUCUGCAGUGAUAAAAACAAUGCCUGUGAGGCCUUCAUCUGCAGCUGUGACCAACAGGCCGCCAUCUGCUUCUCCAAGUCUCCAUACAACAAGGAGAACAAAGGCAUUCACUGUUAG
Mesocricetus auratus (golden hamster) is the source of this 561-nucleotide messenger RNA. Its product is annotated as phospholipase A2, minor isoenzyme-like. Lineage: Eukaryota; Metazoa; Chordata; Mammalia; Rodentia; Cricetidae. Gene Ontology annotation, molecular function: calcium ion binding; phospholipid binding; signaling receptor binding. Bases 1 to 561 code for a protein of 186 amino acids. Gene Ontology annotation, biological process: phospholipid metabolic process; arachidonate secretion; lipid catabolic process. The record is from RefSeq and is a predicted model, not a curated record. The transcript has 4 exons.